This is a messenger RNA of Sclerotinia sclerotiorum 1980 UF-70, 231 nucleotides long. RefSeq lists its product with no specific name. The record is from RefSeq and is a predicted model, not a curated record. Lineage: Eukaryota; Fungi; Ascomycota; Leotiomycetes; Helotiales; Sclerotiniaceae. The transcript has 2 exons. Bases 1 to 231 code for a protein of 76 amino acids.
AUGGCAGUUGGAGUAAUGUUGGUGCAGGAUGCGAUUUGCAAAUAUCAGGACGUCAUUAUCACAAAUUCAACACCACUUCGUCCUGUUUCAAGGUCUGGUUUUGCUUAUUCUGUAUCUUUGAUUACUACCUUCUCAAUAAGCAAUGGUGGUCAGACCAGUGUCGCCUUCAAUAAUUGCUGUGCCUUCUACCCUAUACCCUGGCCGUUGCAUUCAGAGGUAUACGAUUGUUGA